AUGGCCGACAGUGGACUGACUUGCUAAACCUUCAUAGUAGUUUGAUUCGUAUUUCGUUUCCAAGAGGCGUCGCACUACGCAUGUCAGGCCAAGAGAAACAACAUUUGCAUGACGACUGAGGCGCUCACGUAAACGAAUUCACGUGUAAAAAAUGGGGAAGGCUCUUUCCCACCUGCCUAAGCAUACCUGUCAUGAUGACUGUCAGGAUAGCCUGACUUCAUCACCUGUCUACAGUGCUAUGCAAACUGAUGAGAGCAAGAAUGGGGCUGAUGUGUCGCAGUUCCCAUAUGUUGAGUUCACUGGCCGAGACGGCAUUACCUGCCCCACGUGCCAUGGCACUGGAAGAAUCCCACGGGGCCAAGAAAACCAGCUGGUGGCCCUGAUCCCAUACAGUGACCAAAGGCUGAGACCAAGGAGAACCAAGCUGUAUGUGACUGCUUCAGUCAGUUUGUGCCUGCUGCUCUCCGGCCUGGCUGUGUUCUUCCUUUUCCCACGUUCCAUUGAUGUGAACUAUGUGGGAGUGAAGUCUGUGUACGUUUUGUAUGACCAGAGCAAACGCAUCGUUUAUCUCAAUAUUACUAACUUGCUGAAUAUUACUAACAACAACUUUUACUCUGUGGAUGUGGCCAACAUUACAGCCCAGGUGCAGUUUUCCAAGACGGUGAUUGGAAAAACCCGUGUUAGCAACAUCAUCUCUAUUGGCCCCUUGGACAUGAAGCAGAUUGACUACAUGGUACCCACCACUAUAGCAGAUGAAAUGAGUUAUAUGUAUGACUACUGCACCCUGCAGAGCAUCAAGGUGCACAACAUUGUGGUUAUGAUGCAGAUAACAGUCACAGCAGUGUAUUUUGGCCAUGCUGAGCAGGUGUCUCAGGAGAUGUACCAGUAUGUGGAUUGCGGAGGGAACACUACAUCCCUGCAUGAGUAUAGCCUGAAUACACCUUGGUCAGGCUAGAGGUGACCCUGAUGUAGUAUAAUGCCCCACCCUGUCCCUCACCUCUCCACUCCUUGUCAUUGUUUCGGCAAAAUUGUUUGAAUGACUACUAGAGGUCUGCAACCCUACCCGGGCCCGACCGGUUUCAGGCUGGGUUUGGGUCAGUUUUUCCAAAUAGGACUUCGUAUUCGGGUUUGUAAUAAAUAAAAAAAUAAAAUGGCUCACCAAACUUGUUUCUUUGUAUCUUUGAGCGAGAGCACGCGCUCUCACUCAAAGAUACGCGCAAACGGACGAGUUAGGGUCCAUUCACACAGAAUGUGUUUUCAUGCGCAUAUGUUCUGUUUUCCCAUUGUUUGCACACAUGCUGGACGAAUGUCUUUGACAUUUGCACCGCGUCUCAUUUUUUUCUUCUGCGUCUCAUGCAGGACUGGCAUAUUUUAAACACUGUGUCAAGUUAAAACUAACUUAAAAUUGUCAAAAACAUGUUGUUUUGUCAAAUACGAAUGUUGCCUAUAUGCUUACAUAAAAUACAGCCUAUUCCAACAGUAUAUGCUAGGAGAAGAAAUUAGAUAGUAAGCAGGUUCGGGCUUAAAAUCUGACAGUAGGCUAUCGUUUGGGCUGGGUAGGGUCGGGCCACACUGUCGGUUCGGGAUUUAUUUUAAGGCCAGUGCAGACCUCUAGGGACUACUACUACAUUUCUCUGCCAAUUAACCACUAGAACAUGUUAGGGUGUUGCAAUUCACAAAUGCACUUUACAUUUCAUGUUCUUCAGGCAAUAUUAACAUUGAGGUCUGCCUAAUUCUCAUUCCGUUUCACAUUGCCAAACUGAAUCAUGCAUUAUUGUUUUGGUAGAAGUUGAUCCCUUUUGACAAACAUACAUUGUUUUUAAGCACUACCUAUUUAAAAGCACUCUAAAAUUACUUGAUUUAAAGAUUACUGUUUGUAAAGUGCACUCCUGUUUCAUGUUUUUUAUUAUAAUUUUUUUUUUCUGUUUUGUUCUGUAAUCUGAUAUUCACUACAAAUUUUAAGUGAUGGGAUAAAUCUAUCCAAACUCCCUAAGAGGCCCUGCAUGCUUUGGGAUCUUUACAUUGAGGUGAGAUGCACUUAGUGUUUAUUUAAAAGAAAAUAUUCCAGAAAACAGGUUACCUCAAGUUACUGUGCAUACCUCAUUUCACAGAACUCUCACAGGCUGUGAGAUUGGUACAGUUUGGUACAUGUAGGAUGUUUCUAUCUAUUUCUGUUUUGCUCUUUAGUGACAUUUACAAAUUGUCACAGUUCAUAAGCUAUUAAACUCCCCUCAAAAAAUGGCCUCCAAAUGUAAAUAGACCAAUAAAGCACUAAAUCUGAAGAAAACCAACAAUCACUGGGAUCUGAGACUAUUGGAUGUGUGCAAGAUGUUUUUGUAUGAAAUUAUCAUUCCCUCAGAUUCUCAAUGUAAUAACAUUGAUUUCAUGAAAUUAAUUUAAAUGCAUUUAAUUUAGAAGAAUUAUAGUAGUUUGCUUUUUCAUCUAGAAAAUUUUAUGUGAUAAUUAAACAUUUUUAACAUUCUCAAAGUGACUAAAAGGACUACAUUUUUAAACAUUUGAAUCAUGUUUGUAAAAAAGUUCACAGAUUGAUAUUUUAUGAAAGAUGGUCUAUCGCCUCUGUAAUAGGAAUGGCUACUAAUAUGACUUUGCAUUUGUGUAUUUUGUCACAAGCAUUUUCUUCAUGUACAUAUUUGUAUGUAGCACUUUUGAUUUUUGAGAAAAGAGGUUUGGACUGCUGUUGAGAUUAUUAAUUAACUUGACCCUGCUGAAGGCUCCGUUUACGUGUUUGAAAUAUGAAAUAUAUUAGUUUCUGUUAAAUAGAUGUGUUUUGAGUCACUCGUUCUUUCAUUACAUUUAUUUGAUUACGAGUUUAACAAAUGUGCUUGACACAGUGUAUGUGCAUUUCUUUUAGCAUAUUGCUGUGACUGUAAAUCAUUUUAUGUUUCAAUGAUGUUAAUAAUUCUGUCAGAUGAUUCUGUAUAGGAGCACACAACACACUUUCUUAUGUGUACAAGAGUGAAUAAUCAUUUCCAGUUUGUUUUUUUUAUGUUCUUGCUUUAAUAUAUGUGCAAUUUAUGCACUCAUCUCAAAAGAAACACUAGAUUAUUUCACACCAUUAUUGUGCAUUAAAAUGUAUUGAACCAGUUUAAUUAUAUUGAAAGUGGCUGAAAUGGCUCUCUCACCAAUAUUAAACAGGGAACAAGUUUCAAAUAAAUUCACUCUUAUUGAAAAACAGGAAAUGUGAUCGAGUGUGUGAUGCUGCAUUUCUUCUUAAACUUUGGAAAGUUUCCAAACUUCACUUGAUUGCUGAAACUACCUAUUAAGCACUGUUUUGAAGCAUAUUUUUAAUGCCAUUAUUUACCAACAAAGGUAUAAAAG
This is a messenger RNA of Xyrauchen texanus (razorback sucker), 3339 nucleotides long. RefSeq names its product transmembrane protein 106B-like. The transcript is spliced from 8 exons. The record is from RefSeq and is a predicted model, not a curated record. The coding region runs from base 152 to 955 and encodes 267 amino acids. Lineage: Eukaryota; Metazoa; Chordata; Actinopteri; Cypriniformes; Catostomidae.